AUGUUAUCGCUAAUAAAAGUUUCUACAACCAGCAGAACUGCAUUUUUCAUCAGAUGUCUUUCUACAACUCAGCCUAAAACUAAAGUCGUCACCACAACUGAUGAAGCUAUUGAAGGUAUUGGGUCCAAUAUAACUUUAUUAUCCGGAGGAUUUGGAUUGAGUGGUGUACCAGAUACUGUUAUUAAUGCCAUGGUGAAUAAUCCUAAUAUUAAUAACGUUACUGCUGUGUCCAACAAUGCUGGAUUAGAUGGUAGAGGAUUGUCCCAAUUAUUGGUUACUGGACAAAUCACCAAAAUGAUCUCGAGUUAUAUUGGAGGAAAUAGAACGUUUGAGAAAUUAUAUUUGACUGGCCAAAUUGAUUUAGAAUUGACCCCACAAGGGAAUUUAGCUGAAAGAGUAAGAGCUGGUGCUGCUGGUAUACCUGCAUUUUAUUCUCCGGCUGGUGUGGGAACAUGGUUGGAAGAAGGUAAAUUACCGGUUAGAUAUGAUGAAUCUGGUGAAAAAGUAUUGAAAUCAAGUGAACCUAGAGAAGUUCGUGAAUUCAAUGGUAGAAAAUUCUUAUUAGAACCAGCAAUCAAUGGUGAUGUUGCAGUUGUCAAAGCAUACAAGGCAGAUACUUUGGGUAAUUGUUGGUUUAGAGGUGCAGCAAGAAAUUUUAACAGUGUCAUGGGUAGAAAUGCAAAAUUGACUAUUGUUGAAGCCGAGCAUAUCGUUGAACCAGGUGAAAUUCAACCUGAAGAUGUCCAUCUACCUGCCAUUUAUGUUGAUAGAGUCAUUCAAUCAACUACUCCAAAAGAUAUUGAAAUUUUCAAAUAUUCAGAAGACGAAUCCUCCACUGAAGACAAACCAAAACUGGAAGCAGAUUUGAAGAGAGAAAAGAUUGUCAAAAGAGCUGCUCAAGAAUUCACCGAUGGUUCAUUUGCCAAUUUAGGUAUCGGUAUGCCAACUUUAGCACCAAACUACUUGCCAAAAGAUAUCCAUGUUACUUUACAAUCCGAAAACGGUAUUUUGGGAUUAGGUCCAUAUCCAAAGAAGGGAGAGGAAGAUCCAGAUUUAAUCAAUGCUGGUAAAGAAACUGUAACUUUAGCACCAGGUGCUUCAUUGUUUGGAUCUGAAGAAUCAUUUGGUAUGAUUAGAGGAGGAAAGAUUGAUUUGACUAUUUUAGGUGGAUUGCAAGUUUCCUCCAAAGGGGAUUUAGCAAAUUGGGGAUUACCAGGUAGAGUUAAAGGUAUGGGUGGUGCCAUGGAUCUUGUUAGUAAUCCAGCUGCCACAAGAGUUGUUGUUGUGAUGGAACAUGUUGACAAAAAGGGAAGACCAAAGAUUCUUGAAGAAUGCAAAUUCCCAUUGACUGGUAAAGAAUGUGUAUCAAGAAUCAUCACUGAUUUGGCUGUCUUUGAUGUUGUUGACGGUAAAUUGAUCAUGAUUGAAAUUGAUCCAAAUACCACUGUUGAAGAGGUUAAGAGUAAAACAGAAGCUGCAUUUGAAAUUUCACCUGAUUUAAAACCUAUUCAAAUUUAG
Molecule: messenger RNA, 1518 nt
Organism: Candida tropicalis MYA-3404
Lineage: Eukaryota; Fungi; Ascomycota; Pichiomycetes; Serinales; Debaryomycetaceae
Exons: 1
Coding region: 1-1518 (505 amino acids)
Biological process (GO): ketone body catabolic process
Molecular function (GO): succinyl-CoA:3-oxo-acid CoA-transferase activity
Source: RefSeq, a predicted model, not a curated record